This is a messenger RNA of Dicentrarchus labrax (European seabass), 6073 nucleotides long. RefSeq names its product transforming growth factor beta-2 proprotein-like. Gene Ontology annotation, biological process: transforming growth factor beta receptor signaling pathway; BMP signaling pathway; regulation of cell population proliferation. The transcript is spliced from 8 exons. Gene Ontology annotation, cellular component: extracellular region. The record is from RefSeq and is a predicted model, not a curated record. Gene Ontology annotation, molecular function: growth factor activity; cytokine activity; type II transforming growth factor beta receptor binding. Lineage: Eukaryota; Metazoa; Chordata; Actinopteri; Moronidae. The coding region runs from base 851 to 2098 and encodes 415 amino acids.
GCUGUUGCAGCGAUGUCCCAAUGGGCACAGCGAGCACUCCUAUUUACAAUAAAUCGUCUCGUAACGUGGAAUUGAAGGGGUCCCCUUCUCCGACAGUGAUGACCACAACCUCGGUUUGAAGCGGGCGGAGGGGGGAGCACGUGGUAACUUUAGUCCCUUAUAAAUCUCCUACAAGCGGCCGCUGCUGUCCGCUUGGCACGCGUAAAGGACGAGCCAUUCCCCAACUAGAUGGGGUGAGGGAAGACGCGUGAAAGUGCUCCGCAGUCACACCGAAGACAAACUCCGAGCUGGCUGUUUUUCCACUGAGCUGCUUUUGAAGGAAGACUUUUUCAGAUCGCAGCUUUGUGUGGAUUUUUCACUCCGUCUUAACGCGUCAGCCAAACUUCUAAAACGUUCGCACCUUGCACCCCUGCUCAACGCCAGGACCGCGUUGGCAGUUUUGAUGCUUUUAAAACAACUUUGUGAUCUGCUUGGAGAAUUAAAAGGCAAUGAACUGCACAUCGAGCCGAUGAGGAUUGACAGAUAGAGAGCUCGGAGCAGUGCUGGUGUUGGCCGAGGUGCGGUUGAAGCUGAGCGCUCUGAUGCGGUGGAGGUGUGCUCAGUCCCGCAGGCUAGACGGCUGUGCGUCCCGCUGACGAUAACCCCGCAGCUGUUUUGAACUCUGUUUUCAUCCACACACUUCAGAUCCGUUUGAUGGCCGCGUGUCCACCUCUGGAAACACUCAGCUGCACCUUUACGCACUCUCGCUGUGCGUCUGCCGGGAGUAGAUCCCUUCUGAACGAAUAACGGGUCUCUCUCUGUGCCGGGAAAGUUGAAUGGAUUUUCAGAUUUGAAGACGCUGGAGGAGAAGAUGAACCUGUGUAUCGCCAGUCUUCUCCUCACUUUGGAUUUGGCCACCGUGGCGCUCAGUUUGUCCACAUGCAGCACGCUGGACAUGGAUCAGUUCAAGAAGAAGCGCAUUGAGGCCAUCCGGGGGCAAAUCCUGAGCAAACUGAAGCUCACCAACCCCCCAGAGGACUUUCCCGAGCCCGAGGAGGUGUCCCGGGACAUUGUCGCCAUUUACAACAGCACCCGGGACCUUCUGCAGGAGAAGGCGAACGAACGGGCAGCGACGUGCGAGAGGCAGCGGAGCGAGGAGGAAUAUUACGCUAAGGAGGUGCACAAGAUCGAUAUGCAGCCCUUCUACCCGUCAGAGAAUGUCAUCUCUCCUACACACUUCAACCCUUACUUCAGGAGGCUGACAUUUGAUGUGUCCUCCAUGGAGAAGAAUGCCUCCAACCUGGUGAAGGCUGAGCUCAGGAUCUUCCGUCUUCAAAACCCUGGGGCCCGAGUGUCUGAGCAGCGCAUUGAGCUCUACCAGAUUUUAGGACACAAAGACCUGACAUCCCCAACACAGCGGUAUAUUGACAGCAAAGUGGUACGAACACAAACAGAGGGAGAGUGGCUGUCCUUUGAUGUGACGGAAGCAGUGAGCGAAUGGCUGAACCACAGAGACAGAAACAGUGGAUUCAAGAUCAGCCUGCACUGCCCAUGCUGCACUUUCGUACCAUCAAAUAACUACAUUAUUCCCAACAAGAGUGAGGAGCUGGAGGCACGGUUUGCAGGUAUUGAUGACAGCUUCAUCCAUGGCGGUGACCUUAAGGUUUUUAAGAAGCGGCGGCACAGUGCUCGAGCCCCACACCUUCUCCUCAUGCUGCUGCCUUCAUACCGGCUGGAGUCCCAGUCCCAGUCCCCGCACAAGAACCAUCGAUCCAAGAGAGCCCUGGAUGCUGCCUACUGCUCUAGAAACGUUCAGGACAACUGCUGCUUACGCUCACUCUACAUCGAUUUUAAGAAGGACCUGGGCUGGAGGUGGAUCCAUGAGCCAAAGGGCUAUGAGGCCAACUUCUGUGCUGGGGCCUGUCCGUAUCUGUGGAGCGCUGACACACAGCAUUCCAAGGUGUUAGGCCUGUACAACACCAUCAACCCUGAAGCAUCAGCAUCACCCUGUUGCGUCUCCCAGGACCUGGAGCCCCUCACCAUCCUCUAUUACAUCGGCAAGACCCCCAAAAUAGAGCAGCUCUCCAAUAUGAAGGUCAAAUCCUGCAAGUGCAGCUAGAAGCCCUUACAAGCCAGCACAAACACUCUCUCUCUCCUUCCUUCACACACACACACACACACACACACACACACACACACACACACGUGGGUGUACAUGCAGUCAAACGCAUCCAUACUUUCUCUUACAUGCACUAUUAUGCUCACUGCAGUGUUUCCACACAGGAAUGGUCAGGAGUGGUGUGUUGGAGAAUAGAGGUACAGAACAAUUUAAUGCUAAUUCAAUGCAUAUACAACAUACAGGGCCAGUGACGUCAUGAUACUAGAAACUUGACUUUGAUACCAAUGCUAAGUACCAGCAGUACAGUGUUGCAUUGCAGUAUAUGGUGGACAUGGGUUAACAAUGACAAUGACAAGCAGUAUGUGUAUGUGUGCAGAGAAUUUAACAAUGAACACACGAGUCCAGAUUGCAGUUUGCCUUCAGUUUGUUGUGUAAUUCUUGGCAAAACCAGUGUCAACAUAAACCCAUUAAACCUUCUUCUCCUGGAGGAGAGCCAGUGCAGUUAUUUGGUACUGCACAAUGACGACUUCUUCUUAUUAUGAGGCCAAACAAAGCAAACAAAAGGCAGCAAAAAUGAAGAAUGCCCCGACAUUUAAUUAUGAUCCUACGGCAACUGAAAACCAUGAAAUAAUGUACACAUUUCCACACAUUAUAUGUUAUGCUAACUUUAGAGAAUGUGUACCAGACUGUUUUACAUGUUAAAGGGAGGCGGUACAGGUCAAAAGUGUAAAUAUUUUCACUAAUAAAUAUCACCAUGAAACUUCCCCAGUUCAUUACUUACAUUAAAUUAAAUUAUAUUUUAAGUUUUGAAUAAAGCUGGUCUUGUUUGAUUUUGUUGACAUAUUAGAGUCAAGGGUUUUUACAGAAGGAAUUUUGGAUAUUCUUUUUAUCACUCUAUAAAUUAGAAGAUACUUUCAACUGUCAACAGCCAUAAAAUGCGACAUGAAUCAGACUCUAAAUGAUAUAUAAAUGAAACCCUCUGUAAAAACCUAGGGUAAAAAAACCUAAUAUAUUGUCUUGAUUGAUUACUUAAUAGUUUUUUGUAUUACACGUUUAAAGAAAUUUUAUGUUUAAUUAUGCAAAGGAGGCAUUACCUAAUUUUGGUCUGUGAAAGUGUGGUAAAAUAAACACUUCAAUGUGUAUUUUUCUGAACCAGUUGAUACCAACUGACCCUUCCUCUCUUCAGAGCCUAGCAAAUAGCAUGUCUAAUUACAGGAAAGAAGGAAGUUGACCGAAGUUCUGACCGAGGCUUGCCUUAAGAUGCAGUACCACUAAUGGCCCCUAGAGACUGGUUUAAAAAAAGACUAUAUUGAAAUUAUUGAGAUUCCAACUGACAGUAUUAGCUUGUCACAGAUAAAGCAAGGUGAUCAGCCAGGUUUUUUCAAUAAAAAAAGUGUAAAAUAAAAAUGUCAACUUAAAAACCUGCCACUGAGUAAAUAUUUGGGUCGCAAUUCCUUAGCUACCAAAUAUUUUAAUGAAGUAGUUGCUUUGACGACAGCCCUGGUUAUUGUUUCAGUUGUCUGCCUCUUCCAGUAUGCAUUUGCACUGCCAACUUUGAAAUCAUCAAAUUUCAGCUGGUGGAACACGUCUGAUGAAAAUAUGUAUGUAAAAUAAUCUUUAGCAGUGGUAUCAAAGUCAUGGGAAUAUUUUGGUUGAUCCCACUGCACAGGACACAUACAUGCUAUGCAUACAUACAAUCAUACACAUACAGUGACACAGAUAUGUUUUUUGUACAGGUAUGCCCUUUUUUGCAUUUUGAAGGCCCUGUCAACAUGCAUCACCUCACACACUUGUCACACCGAGACACGAGAGUAAGGCAAACACUGGAAGUAUAAGUGAUAAGUGUCUAUAUGUGAAAUAAGUCCUGAAAAUAACACAGAACUCCCCCAUCCCACCGCUUCUCUCCCCUAACCUCACCCCUCCACAGUUUUGGUACCACACCAUGUCCUCAUUUGUGUUUGUCUUUGUUUGGAUUCAUUUGUCAUAUCCUAAAUCUUUCCAUUGUUUUGCUAUUUAAAACGUUCAUGGUUAUGGUUCUGCAAAUAUUUACCCAGAAUGGUGGAAAGUGUCAACCUCGCACUGAUGAUAUAUAAUAUCUACUCCAUUUUGUACUUUACAGAAGUUGUAAAAUUCUUAAUUUUGAUCAUUGCAUGAAAAAGCUACCACAUGAGCAAAGAUCUAGAUCGCAUUGGAGCGCCUUAAAAGAAAAUUCCGGUCUGUUAUCACAAUGGUCUUAUUUUUGUAGUUUUUGCUUAUUCUAGACAAUGCUUAAAAUUCCACCAGAAGCAUAGAAUACCCAGCUGGUGGAAUUUACGCACGCUGGUCUAUUUUUGAUAGAAGCCACAACCCACUCAUGUCAAGCAGCACAGAGCAAAUCGCACUGACAGGAAGUCAAACACAGAAACGGCAUAGAGAAUCCGGUCAAUUUUCAAAAUAAAAUACCGUGUGCAGGCACAGAAUCAAAAUUCAUGCUAGAUCAACAAUAUUUCACCAGGCCAGAGGUCAAUCAGACAGAGGAUUCAAAGCAGGGAAACACAACAUUUUGUGACAAAAUACACAAGUAAACAACAUCAGGCAGGCAACACGCACUGAAAAUGCUUCUGAAACGUUCUCGUGGGAGAUGCGAUGUCGCAAAGCUGUGCCCGGUGGAAUUUCAGGGUUAGGGGCCAAUCCCACAGAAACACGUUGCCUGCCAAACCAUUGUUUUCCUAUGGUAGAGCGAGCCUGGCAUGUGCUCCUCUCUUCCGCCACACGUUACCAGUUUCUAGUAGGUUUUUACAACAGGGCUAACCACUGGAAGGUGUGCCUUUACAGGCAGAGAGCAGAGAUGGUCAAGAGAGCUCAAGACUGAAUGAAGAGACAGAGCAGCAUUAGCGAACAGUGAAUCAAACUAAUAAAUGUUGCUUACCUUACUUUCUGAUUGUUUUACAGCGAGGAGAGAAACUAAACUUCCAAGCACAGAGAUUCAGUUAGAAGCUACUAAAGUACUGAGAUCUGAACACUCAGAGACUUAUAACAACGUCUGUCUGUCUGCUCAUGAGUUGACAACAAAAAUUAGACCCAGUUUGUAAUAAACCGGAAUUGUCCCUUUUAAUGUUGGUAAUGGACAUGUCAUAUCUAGAAAAAAGUCAGUGAACAGAGGUGUCCUUCAUGUCCCAUUUAGUGUAUAUUGGAUGUGCUUAGCAGUGACUCAUGUUGAACAAUUAGUGGCUUUCCACACUUAGAGAAAACUCAAAGAAGUGAUGACAUUUCAUAAGCUUAAGAAUUACAGUGGUGCUAUCUUGUGUGCUCAGCACAGCCGCAAUUUAAGUCUGCGCUAGCUAGGAAAGCAUGGGUCUGGAGAAAGGCGAGGCUGUCUUUAGGUAAGUGAUGAUGGAGCCAUGUUUGGAGAAACGCUGUCGGAGAUUAGUGUAAUGAAAGAUUGUAGAAGGUGUUAAUGAAUAGUAGAUAUGACCCUCAAAAAUGCUCUUGGAGCCAAAAGUAUUACAACAUGUACCCAACCACCAACAGCCUCUGUCUCUCUGUACUUUCAACUUCCUGCCAACAUUUGUUUCACCCAUACUUGCAAAAGCUGUCUGUCAGUCAUGAUCUUUUUGUUAUCUAUUAAAAACAAAUUGCACUGAUGCUGUUUUAAUUUUACUAUUUUAAAAUACCUACUAUCCUUAGUUAGUCAGAACCUGCCCCCCUAGCCCCACCCCCCACCCUUAUCAAGUGAGUGUUGAUGUAGGUGACCUGACCCCAGCCCCCUUUGGGCAUUUAGUGCCAGUGGACUUACUGAAUAGCAGAAAAAAAACAAGAGUUAGGCACCAACUUUGUCACGACAGAGCUGUUAUUUUUUAUGUGUAUUUGUUGGUUUUUUUGAUGAUGAUGAUGAUAAUGAUGAUGAUGAUGUUAUUGUGACCCACUAUGCUGUAUUGUAACACAGUAUUGUUGUGGUGCUCUAGUGGUAAAUAAAUUAUUUAAGUUUCAAGGGAA